Messenger RNA from Acanthamoeba castellanii str. Neff, 231 nucleotides. RefSeq lists its product as uncharacterized. The transcript has 2 exons. The record is from RefSeq and is a predicted model, not a curated record. The coding region runs from base 1 to 231 and encodes 76 amino acids. NCBI's taxonomy places the organism in Eukaryota, Discosea, Longamoebia, Acanthamoebidae.
AUGGCCGCCCUACUCGCCAAGUCACCCAACAACGCGUGCGACCUGGAUGCCCUGGUCCAGGCCUACGCGAAGCUGAAGAACAACGCCAACUUGGACACCCUCUGCGAGGUCGCGGGAGUCUACCUCGAGGAUCUGCUGGAAGAGCGGGGCUUCUUCCUCACCUGGGCGGGCGAGAAGGCCACCGUGCACUCCAACACACCAAGGGCCAACACACCCAACGUGCCAUGUUGA